Messenger RNA from Diaporthe amygdali, 381 nucleotides. Its product is annotated as NAD(P)-binding protein. The record is from RefSeq and is a predicted model, not a curated record. The coding region runs from base 1 to 381 and encodes 126 amino acids. NCBI's taxonomy places the organism in Eukaryota, Fungi, Ascomycota, Sordariomycetes, Diaporthales, Diaporthaceae. The transcript has 3 exons.
AUGUCCGUCGCGGUCGGAGUACAGGACAAUUGCCUAUUGCGGUCCCGGAGUUAUCUUGCCUCUGUGGCUGAGGCUUACCAGUUUCCAAAAGGACAUCCGGACAUCAAAGACCCAAUUGCAGUGCAAGUUGAGCCCCUGUUCGUGUUUGGGCACUCCAAUCCUUGUUUCCUUUCCAAGUCGGGUCAUCUGAAGCUGCAACAACUCUGCUCUACCAUAUCAAGCACCAAACUCUUCUUCCGCAGCAAGAGCGACGAGUCACUCAAUACCAUCACCAGCUUCAACCCCCAGUGCAGCAUUGGCACCUCUCAGGAGAUCACAGAGGCUGUGUAUAAUGGUCCCGUCCCGCCAUACCUGUGUCUUGGGUCACGCUCUCCUGGCUGA